AUGCUGUUUCCCGUCAAUGUCUGCACUCGUGAAAUGGUCCGGAAUGGCGAGUGUCCCAUGGAGAAACUGAGCAGCGACCCCUAUGACUUCAUCAAGCUGGAAUACUCGACCGCUUAUUUUAUGCAAUGUGACGACAGCUGGAUCCUGCCAUCGACGGCCGGCGAAUCCGGAUGCAUCCCAAGUUUGCACGUAGCGGGAGGCCUCGCACCGGACGACCCUGAAGUAUUUCGCGGUGAAGUCAAGGAUCUCGACUACAACAGGAUCAAGGAUAAGUUUUGUCGUGUGGGUGUUCCGGCGAAUGGCGACUGUGUUCUGCCUCCGCUUUCCGGGUUUAAGCUGCCGAAGCGUCUUGAAGAUGCUGGCUUCAAAGAGGCGAUGGUAACCCCGUGCAGCUACAAACAGCGCGGCGAGAAGAUUGAAAAGGAUUGCGUGUUGCUGGACCUGAUGAUGGACGGAAAGGUGGUGAUUGCCGAUCGGAAUGGGCAUGGCCCGUAUGCGACGCUACAAUCCCGAAACGACAGCCUGACGAUGACCUGGAAGGUCGAUAACAACUAUCCGUACAGCUUCCCCCGUUGCAUCGAUCUGUCCAACCAAGUCGGCCUGCCGGAAAAUCACUUUGACACGGCCCUCAGCGACAGCUUUCUAAACUGCGCCAAGAACCCCUACUACGCGAGGGCGAAGGAGGGGCAGAUCACCAUCGACAGCGUCGAGCCGUUCAAUUGCAACACCGACAAGGAGCUCCGCCGGCUCCUCUGCCGCACUACCAACCAAACAUUGACAUCCGCCGCCGAGGCGAGCACGAAGGCCGCUCGCUCUCGCAUACUUGACUACGUCUCCUGGUUUGAGUGGUGGACUUGCGGUUGCUUCUUCCUCGGUGCCUUCGUAGCGCCGCUGCUUGGCUUCGCGUACAUCGCAUUUCGUUCGCGAUCCAUUCCGGUACCGGUGGUGGAGACACAGCCAAAAUGGAAAAUCCCCUCCAAGGAGUCCCUGGCGGCCAUCGACAAAUUUGUGAAAAACGCCUGUAAAACGAAAGACCUGCUCGAUGACUGUCUGCCACCCGGCAUGCCUGACGAGGCUGAAUGUCAAGUGUUUAUGGAGCACAAGGAUGAGAACCGGUGCCAGACUACCCGGCUGCUGGACAAAUCCCGGUACAAAAUUGAGGGCGACGAUAAAUUCUACAUCAAUGCCAGCAAAUUCAGCAUGAAAGGCUGCAAGGCGAAAUGGGUGAUGACACAGGCACCUCUGCCCGGAACCCGCGAGGCUUUUUGGAUCAUGAUCGAAGACCUGUUGAAGAACGCAAUCGUCAGCAUCAUCUGCAUGAAUUCGUUCGAGCCGGUGCUCGAGGGAGACACUUGGUUCCCCGACCUUCGCAAGGCACACGCGACGCCUGUCGGGGAUGGGGAAUGUCGGCUCUGCAGGUUCGGCAAGAUGUCGCCGACUGCUGUCAAGGUGGAGCGGGCCCCGACGUUGCGCAAUAUCCAAAUCGCUAAUCUGCGAAGCGAGGGGUACCCGACGACCGGCUGGGAAGAGCUGUUCAACGUCCUCCUCGUCCACAAGGCCCCCCUGACGAGAGAUGCGGAUAUUAGGGCGGAGCAAGUGGAGGGCCGUGAUCGCUACGAAGGACAUCAUCUCCGGAACAUCAUCUUCUGCCGCGCUAUCCUCCAGACAGUCCAAUUUGCCUAUUGGGAAAACAUUGACUACUACGUGUUGCAAUCUGCAAACGGCACCGGAACUGCCGCCAUCUUCGUCAUGGUCUACGUCAUCAUCGAGCGGCUGCGGAACGGCAUGGAAACCACGGUAGCUGAGGUGCUCGAGGAACUUCGCACCCACGUCCCGGCAGCAAUCGCCACCGCCGAGCAGUACUUGGCCGUCUACGCAUGCGUCCUCAUGUAUACCCAGGCCCACCUGAAGACUCGAUACGGCAAGGAGCUCCAGAGCGCCAUCGGUUUCCAAUGGGAACAUCGCUUCGGCCAACAUCGUCUACGUUCUCGCGUCGAUGAUGCUGCGCCCGUCGCCGAGUUAUGUCUGCGUCUCCUG
This is a messenger RNA of Mesorhabditis spiculigera, 2037 nucleotides long. The record is from the annotation of a GenBank genome assembly. NCBI's taxonomy places the organism in Eukaryota, Metazoa, Nematoda, Chromadorea, Rhabditida, Rhabditidae.